CGAAGGUUUCCCGCGGCUGAUUGCCUCGGUAAAGAAGCUCGCCAUCGUCACCUACCUUUAUCCAGUGCUUGAAUUUAGCUGUGCAAUCUCCCACAUAUCACAGGUCCAUCUACAGAAAGAUCCUAGUUAUCACCUCUUGCGAGCCCGUGAAGAGGCACAACCACUUUCAUCGCUCACUGCACAUAUCUGACCAGCGAGCCAAUCCUGGCUUUUGCGUGAGAAUACUGCCACCACAUGGCUUCUGCCGCUUCAUCGAAUACCUCUACUUCGAGUAGACGCCCUCAGGGCCCAACAGUUCAGGUCGAAUUUGGAGGCCAGAAGGUCGAUGUACCCAAAGGCGGAUACUACGAUCGUUAUCGUAUGAAUCCGAACCUGGACGAGGUAGCCCGUGAUCCGGCAGUUGGACCAGACAUCGCCUUUUUCCGACAAAUCCCGAAGGAGUUAGUCGAUUCGAGAGUUGGCCAGGUAUACGCACCCAACUUCUACUACCGUACAAAGAGUGUACAGCUUCUCUUUCUCGCGUCCCUUGACAACUUGAAGUCGAAGCUCCCAGCACCUUUGGAGCCCAUCACUGCAUUGCCUGGAUAUGGAUUGGUGGCUUUGACGUUUUACUCGUAUCUCGUCUGCGACAACGAUCCUUACAACGAGGUCUCUAUCGCCGUUAUCGUCCGCCAGCCGGGUAAAGGAAGUUACAGUACGACCCAAUUGUUCAGCUCUAUUUGGAAUCGAACCUUCUAUGGAUACGUUUUGGCUCUGCCUGUCGAUACCGAGAUUGCUCGAGUACGUGGUGUCUACGGAUACCAACUACCUAAAUGGCUCGCCAGUAUCAACUUGGAGAUGGACGAAAACAAUAUCAAAGCUGACAUCACUGCGACCGAUGGAAAACUCGAUCUGGCACUGGAUGUGCCCCUUCCAGCGUUGAAAACAAUCCCGUCGCAAUCUUCAAUUGUCAGUAACAAUGCAAUCAACAAGAUCGACGAGAAAUGGUACCAGGUGACAGUUCAGACAAACCCACUUCUUGGGGCACAACGUGUCUUCCCUCGGAACGUCAACGUCUAUCGGGGCAGAGGUCCGCUGAGCGAACUUCUUAAUGAAUUAGGCGCCUGGACCGUCUUGCGGAUGGACGUACUAAAGGAUGCACAGAUGGUCUUGCAUAUGCCAACAUCCUUAAAAGCUUUUGAUGACAACAAGCUAUAAAGACCAUCAUUUGACGAUUUCUCGAGGCGGGCCACAGCGACGCGAAUAGCACUGUCCAAUUCGCCGCGGAUGAGGUUGUUGACAAUGAGUUAAGGUGUAAAUAGCAAUUCCCCCCAGCUGCUGUAUUUGAUUUUAUACAAGGUUGUUCACAACUCCAUUUUGCGCAUGGUAUGACCUCUUGAGGUCCCACGGG
Molecule: messenger RNA, 1390 nt
Organism: Penicillium brasilianum
Lineage: Eukaryota; Fungi; Ascomycota; Eurotiomycetes; Eurotiales; Aspergillaceae
Source: the annotation of a GenBank genome assembly